UUCAGUUUUUUCAACCCCUGCUCUUCAGGUCCUUUUCCUGAGCUUUUUCAUUAUUUUGUUAGAUCCCAAUUAAAUACCUUCAAUAUCAAUUAAUCUAUAUAUAUAUUAACACUCAGUAUCUGUCUCUCCAUUGGAUCCCCAUUUCUGGCCAUUGGAAACCUAAAUCUUAAAGCUUUCAAUCUAAUCUUAUCAUGUUUCUAUUAGAUUGGUUUUAUGGAGUUCUUGCAUCUCUUGGACUAUGGCAAAAAGAAGCCAAGAUUCUUUUUCUAGGGCUUGACAAUGCUGGCAAGACCACUCUCCUUCAUAUGUUGAAAGACGAGAGAUUGGUACAGCACCAGCCGACCCAACACCCAACAUCUGAGGAAUUGAGUAUAGGGAAAAUCAAGUUUAAGGCUUUUGAUUUGGGUGGCCAUCAGAUCGCUCGCCGUGUCUGGAAAGAUUACUAUGCUAAGGUGGAUGCAGUGGUUUAUCUUGUGGAUGCAUAUGACAAGGAGAGGUUUGCAGAAUCAAAGAAGGAAUUAGAUGCUCUCCUUUCAGAUGAAGCCUUGGCGAAUGUUCCUUUCCUCAUUCUAGGCAAUAAGAUUGACAUUCCCUAUGCGGCUUCUGAAGAUGAGCUUCGUUAUCAUCUAGGUCUUAGCACUUUCACAACUGGCAAAGGGAAGGUGAAUCUGACCGACUCCAAUGUCCGUCCACUCGAAGUUUUCAUGUGCAGUAUUGUCCGUAAGAUGGGGUAUGGUGAUGGCUUCAAGUGGCUCUCUCAGUACAUCAAAUAGAGUUUGGGAAAACGUCUGGCCUUGUAUUCUUUUGGAACUUUUACUGUCAUUUUUGCAGUGUCCCUUACUACAAUUAGAUUGCAAAUGGAAUUCAUGUCUGUCAUUCGAUGGAUUGGUUCACGGAUUAACAUCAUUAGAGAUAUUUGAUUUAUAACUCGGCCACUAUGAAAUUCGUGUUUAUUGAAGAACAAAGUUGUGUGCAA
Ricinus communis (castor bean) is the source of this 976-nucleotide messenger RNA. RefSeq names its product GTP-binding protein SAR1A. The record is from RefSeq and is a predicted model, not a curated record. Gene Ontology annotation, cellular component: COPII vesicle coat; endoplasmic reticulum exit site. Lineage: Eukaryota; Viridiplantae; Streptophyta; Magnoliopsida; Malpighiales; Euphorbiaceae. The transcript is spliced from 3 exons. Gene Ontology annotation, biological process: membrane organization; vesicle organization; intracellular protein transport. Gene Ontology annotation, molecular function: GTP binding; GTPase activity. Bases 192 to 773 code for a protein of 193 amino acids.